AUGGGCGCACUCCUCACGCUUCCCAUAUCUCUCCUAAACUUCCUCCUACCCUUCACAAAGCCUGGAACACCACUGGCACAAGACAUUGUCCACACUGCCGUCUUGUGCGGUACCCUAUACUACGCCCCUCAGAUCGCAGAAUGGUACAACGCACGGCAACAUCGCGACGCACCACCAGACGCCCCAGAUGAAGACACCAUACACCAACCCGGCGCCGACCCAGCCACAGCAAACCCACCUCCCCGCCAACGCCAACGCGAAGACCUCCCCCUAGACGAGCGCCUCGUCCUGCAGCCCUCCGACGACGAAGACGACGCACAACCUCCCCCCCUCGCCCCGACCCCGCCCUUCAACCAGCAAAACCACAACAUCCAAGAACCGCCACUCCCCCAACCGCACGACGCCGGCGAAGGCCCUGCAAAUCCAAAUCCAGACGCUCCCAGGAAUACUCCAGCGAACCGCACCGUCGGCGCGAAGAAAGCCAAAUCCCUCGCCCGCAAAGAUCAGCGCCGCGCUUACCACGAGUUCCACAGGCAGGAAGCGGAACUACGGAGAUUGAGAGAGCAAGAGGGCGCUGAGGAGCGGGAGGCGGAACUCGCGGCUGAGAAGGAGCGCAGGGCGAAGAUCGAGGCGGACAUUGCGGCGAAGGAGAAGGAGGAGCGGGCGAGGCGGAAGGAAGAGGAACGCAGGGAGCAAGAGGAGGAGAAUGAGCGCAGGGAGCGCGUAGUCGAUAGGGUGCGGAGGGAGGUUCGGCAGAGAGGGUGCGUGGACUUGCUUGAGCAGGGGAGGAAGGAGGGGAAGGAUCGGCUGUGGAUUACGAGGUUGGUCAAGGCGAGCGGAUUGCUGUCACAACUGUCUACGGAGGGGAGCAAGGUCAUGAUCACGGGCGAUGGGUGGUUGGUCAAGGUCGACCAGGAGAUUAUGGCACAAGCGUAUAGGGAUGCUGAGAUGUUUGGGGCAAAGCAUGGAGGCAGGGUCGGCUUUGAGGAGUUAGGCGGCUUCAUGGAGCGGGCUGUUAGGGCGAGGGCCAAAGCAUAG
Messenger RNA from Parastagonospora nodorum SN15, 1038 nucleotides. RefSeq lists its product as hypothetical. The coding region runs from base 1 to 1038 and encodes 345 amino acids. The transcript has a single exon. The record is from RefSeq and is a predicted model, not a curated record. NCBI's taxonomy places the organism in Eukaryota, Fungi, Ascomycota, Dothideomycetes, Pleosporales, Phaeosphaeriaceae.